UUUCAUUUCACCCCAGAACCAAAAAAAAAAAAAAAAACACCCAAGUACAUAUAUCAUAUCAUAUCAUACACCACAAGAAAAAUUAUGAGGCCAGCUGCAAGCAACUCCACUUCAGCCACCGGGGAUGCUGUACUCCGGCAAUGGAAUUCCCCGAUGCCUUACUUGUUUGGUGGGUUGGCAUUCAUGUUAUUGCUCAUCUCGGCUGCAUUGUUCAUCUUGGCUUGCUCGUACAGAAAAUCAUCCUCCGAAAACACGAGGAAUCGUAAUAUUGAUCAUCACCGUGAAGCUGCUGCAGCGAAGCAAGAGGCGGGUGAGACGAAAAUGGAUGUAAAGAUUGUUGUGAUCAUGCCCGGCGAUGAUAAUCCUACUUACUUGGCAAAACCAGUCUCCGCAGAUCUUCGUGAUCAAGUUUGAGCUAUGAGGAUACGAUCACUGUUGAUAAAACUUUUUGGGUUCUUUAUUUUCCACAAUUGUUUUGUAUUGUAGGGUCAUGGAGAUUGCGGGAAGAUGUAAAAAUAUUUGUUGAGUUCAUUUUUGAAAAGAAAGAUUAACAGGUUUAUAGUUAAUUAUUAAUUAGUAUGUUGUGUGUAUAAGUGAUUUUAAUUAGUAUUGAAAUAUUAAUAACUAAAAAGAAGCGUGUUAAAGGAGAGAAAGGAAAUGAAUCCUAAUUAUUCCAACUAA
Carica papaya (papaya) is the source of this 681-nucleotide messenger RNA. The record is from RefSeq and is a predicted model, not a curated record. NCBI's taxonomy places the organism in Eukaryota, Viridiplantae, Streptophyta, Magnoliopsida, Brassicales, Caricaceae.